AUGCAGCUGCCUCCAGACUUUAUUCCUAGCUCAAAGCAGCCGAUGCAACAAGUUCUCUGGAUCGGUUGCUCUGACAGCUGCUUCCAAGAAACUACUAUCCUUGAUCUCCUGCCUGACGAAAUGCUUGUACACCGCAACCUGGGAAACAUGCUUAUCGAAGGCGACAUGUCCUCUGAACUCACAGUGAAACAUGCCAUUACAUGCUUGAAAGUAAACAUAUCAAAGCCUUUGUUUAAGAUGAUUAUUUUGACCAAUCAACAGGUGAAGCACAUCGUUGUUUGCGGCCACUAUGGUUGUGGUAUUGUCAAAGCAGAAUCUCGGGAUGGGCUAAAUGGUCCAUGGUUGAGCAAGUUGGAUGCUCUCCAUUCACAGUUCAAAGGGACCAUUGAUACACUUCCUUCUGAUGAACGCAACCAAGCAUUCGUUGAAUUGAACGUACUUGAUCAAUUACGCUCCUUACGUCAAUUUCCAGAGGUGUCCAAGGCAGCAAGUGAAGGCAAUUUGCAAUUACAUGGCAUUGUUUACAAUUUGAAAUCAGGCAAAGCGCAAAGAUUGAUUGAGAACUAG
Penicillium macrosclerotiorum is the source of this 567-nucleotide messenger RNA. Its product is annotated as putative carbonate dehydratase. The record is from RefSeq and is a predicted model, not a curated record. Gene Ontology annotation, molecular function: carbonate dehydratase activity; zinc ion binding. The transcript has 2 exons. Gene Ontology annotation, biological process: cellular response to carbon dioxide; cellular response to oxidative stress. NCBI's taxonomy places the organism in Eukaryota, Fungi, Ascomycota, Eurotiomycetes, Eurotiales, Aspergillaceae. Gene Ontology annotation, cellular component: cytoplasm. Bases 1 to 567 code for a protein of 188 amino acids.